CAAAAGAUAUGCAGAGUAGUGUUGGUGGUGGCGGGGAUAUGUAUUGUGGUCGCACUGUGUGUUUAUCUUUGGUGGUACUUUACACAAAAGAAAAAAGAAGACAAUCCUUUGUCUUUGGGUGGACCCUAUUCAAGACAGGCAGUUGCUACGGACACUGACAAAUGCUCCGAAAUUGGCAAUAAUAUCCUGAAUGCAAACGGUUCGGCCGUAGACGCAGCCAUUGCCGCUAUGUUCUGUCUGAGAGUUAUAAACAUGCAGUCUUCUGGAGUUGGUGGCGGUGGAGUGAUGCCCGCAGCGACAACGUCUGAUAUGUUUCCACCAACCGAAUCAGGGAAAAACAUGUCCAAAUAUGGUAAGUGGUAUUUUUUUCUUUUUACGUUUUUGCCCCCGCAGCGAUUUCGCCCAGAAGGCGAAAUCCCGAGGAGGCAUCCUAGUAUAUAUAGAAAUUAAAGUACCUACAAUUGAAAUAUGCAGUCAGCAUACAGGAAAAAGAAAUCUUGAUUUGUUUGAUCAGGGUCCGCAUGUCUAUUUCCCUCUAUUGCAGUAAUAAUUCAGGUUAUCGUGGCGGAGAUCGAUGUCACCCAACAGCUACACGCGAAAGGGGUGCAUGGCAAAUUCAAGAGAUUAGAGCUGUGAGAGCUUGGCGCCUCCAAGACACGCUUUUCCCGCAGUUUGAUUGGAGUGCUUGCUCACAGUGUCGUGCUGGAAUUAUAAUAAAAGACGUUUUUGGAACUGAUGCACGUCAACCGGAAGUGAUGCCUUUUCCCUUUUAAUUUGACUUGACGCUACCAAAUGGGUCUUCUUGCUAAGUAUCUUUACUCUUGUUGAGACGAUUUGCUCUUGGAAAUCAUGCUUUGCGCGCGCAACCUACAGAUUAUUCACUAAUCUGUAGGUACAGAUUAGUGAAUAAUCUGUAGGUUGCGCUGUUUCCCAGAAUUAACUGUAGGCUUUUAUCCAAUGAGAAGAAAGAUGGUGACUACAAUGUAUAAUAACUUUGGUUAACGUUCAUCUCUCAGGAAAAACGUCCUUGCUUAAGCUGGUUGGUUUUCACAUGAUGUCAAUAAAAUUCAAACUACAAAACUAUCGAUCCUACUGAGAUUUUACUUUCAUGGUGUAUUAGAGCACCUGACAACUAAUUUUCGUACAAAUUUUCGCUUCAAAAGGGUUCAUGGUUUUGUGAUAGAGUACGCUUGAAUUUCUAAGCUUUUGCGUGACGUGGCAUUUACAUGACGGCCGAGAGAGCUGUCAUGUAAGUUAAAAAGGUGACGUAUUUCGGGGAAUUUUGCUAUCUUAACAGUUCAUGUAUUAGAAAAAGUAUUACUUUAAUGUUUAUGAGUCCCUCGAGGAAAAUAUUUACGCUUUUGUACCAAAACUCGGUAACAGAUGUUUUUGUUGGUUUCCGUCCGCCAUGUUGGUUUUCAUCCAGAUGGGCACCAGCAUGGCGUCUCCAUACAAAUCUCUAUAAAUUUGGGUAAAACAUUUUUUCGGAUAUCUCGUAUACGGAAUAUUCUUCUGACCUGAAUCUUGGUGGGGGUCUUUGUGUAUUUACCUUCUUUUAUUUCCCAGAUUCCGGACUUUAUCUAUUGAACGGUCUUUAUUAUCAUUAUUAUUAUUAUUAUUAUUAUUAUUUUUGAUCAAUUUUGUAUGGCGUGGCACUGAAAACCUAGCCUGCGUAGCAAGCGUUUCUGUGCGGUUUAGGAGCAAAGAACGAAGAACAAGAGUCACUCGUUUCAUUUCUCGCGCGGCCAGUGCCAAGAAUCCCGUUCCUCGACCUCGGUCUUUCUUUGCUCCCAAACCAAACGGAAACGCUUGCUACGCAGGCUACCGAAAACCUUCAAUCGUUUUCUUCUAGGCGGUCUUGCCAUCGCUGUUCCCGGAGAGGUUAACGGCCUAUACCGAGCUUGGAAGGAAUACGGUUGGUUACCUUGGAAAGAUCUGGUCCAACCUGCCAUUAACUUAGCCAGAGAAGGAUUUGAAAUAAGCACCGCAGUGGCCGAUGCCUUGAAUGACCAUAUGGUAGAGAGAAUAAAAAAGGAUCCGGGAUUAAGGUGAGCAAUAGCUAUCAUUUCAUCACAUUUUGUUUGUUUGUUUGUUUUUUUUUUUGGCUUUUAACUGCGCCUGAGGUUUUAGAGUCGUGUCGGGUGUCCUUUUUCAAAAUAUUUUGGGUUCAUUGGGAUAGUUGAAACUGAACCGUGGUAGGCUCCGGGCCCAGGGGGGUACUCGAGAAAGUACUAUACGGUGAGAUUCCGCCCCGAGGGCUGACCCCUCACCCUUUUAUAUACCAUUUUUGACAGAAGAGGUACUCUUUCGUAUACCUUCUAUUGUCAAAUGGUACUGAUCCCUCUCACAUACCUACAAACUUUGCUUUCCUUUCAACUGCUGUAAAUACACUGUCUUUUAAAUGUGAAUAAAUUACAAGACCAUAACGUUUUCUGGACUCUUUCACAGCUACAAAAUUCAUUUGCAAGCCCUUGUGGGCCUUUUUACAGACCGAAAUAACAGAUUUCCCACCCCCUUUCAUAUAUUUCAGCUAGUGACAUUUCUGCCCUUUCAUACAUCUGGAACCUGGAAAAGGUCCCCAUUUUAGGUGGAUCCUCUACGUACGGGCCGGACAUUAUAGGGAGUACUCCCUUGGGGCUCCCAGUCGCACAGAACUUCUUUGAUUUGACUCUGUAGGACGUAAAAGAACGCUAGGGGCGUAACGAGUCCCAUGCAGUGAAGGUCCCUAGUGUACUAUUCUUAAAUGUCUUGGAUGAGUUAUAAUCUGUACAUGUGGCCUAGGGAGAGAUCAUAAUAUAAUAGCUUCAUGAUACUCCUUCGUAGUGCUGUAACUGCUGCCUAUAAACAGAAUAUGAGGUAUUGGAAAAGUGCCUUAUUUAACACUGCUGUAAUUUUCUCUUUAUUGCUAUUUAUUGUGACAUUUCAGGGAACUUCUCUUGGACAAAAAUGGCAAGCCUUAUAAAAAGGGUACUAUAAUCAAAAACGAAAAGUACGCGAUGACACUGGGUCUCUGGCCAAGAUGAUCUCUCAAGAUAUAAGAAUACGUAUCCCCCGAUACCAGGAAAGAAAGGGCCGGGUCACUGAACAAGAUCUGAGAAACUACCAGACAGUGAUCAGGGAGCCACUAGAAAGUGAACUAGCGGGGAUGAAAAUGCUCUUUACUCCUCCCCCUACAAGUGGCGCUGUACUAGGUCUCAUCUUAAAUAUACUGAAAGGUAGGUGUUCUGUUCUCUUCCCCCUCAUCAUCAUCACAGCCUUCGAGUAAACUCUCGGAGAGCUUUCUCGCUGGCUAUCAUCAUCAUCAUCAUUAUCAUGCGGGGAGCAAGGAUGGAGCAGUGGUGAGAGCACUCGCCUCCCACCAAUGUGGCCUGGGUUCAAAUUCCGGCGUCGUGCCAUAUGUGGGUUGACUUUUUGUUCGUUCUCUCCUUUGCUCCGAGAGGUUUUUCUCCAGGUACUCCGGUUGUCUCCUCUCUUCUGAAACUAACAUUUCCAAAUUCUAAUUCGAUCAGGAAUCAGGUAGACGAAGUACCACUCAGUGGAUGUGUCACCUCUAAAUCGUUACUUUUUUCAUUCGUUGAUCGUCAAUCAUCAACAACAGCAUCAUUCAGUUGCUAAAUGAAAAUGAGCCUACAGGAAGCACUGAGGAAGGGGGUUGGUGCCCGCCAACGAUAGGUUUCUUCACUGUGUAGUUGGACAGUAAAGAAACCUGCAAGGGAACAUUCAUUCAUCAGCAAGUUAAACGAGUUGCCUGAAACAAUUAUUUUACACUUAUUUAAAGUAGAAGAGCUUUAUUUUAUAGGUUACAAUAUGACUUCCUCGGCCCGUAAUGGCACAAAUGCCUCCGUGUUAACAUAUCACAGGAUCAUUGAAGCUUUCAAGUUUGGUUAUGCUUGGCGAAGUCGACUUGGUGAUCCUGCUUUUAAUAUGGAUAAGAAUAUAAGCGAGGUAAGGGAAAGAUAAUUUUUUCCACGCUUACUCCCGGUUACACCUUACACCAUGUUCGCAAAACCCACGAGACAAUGGCUGCAUGGUAACUAUGUCCAUAUUGAACUAUGUCACCUUUUAAUUCACACUUAUUCGUUGAGCGUUUUCAGCGAAAACGCAUCGAUUUGAAAACGCUCUUGAAAGCGGAUCAAAACGAAAUCGUGUAUAUAUGAUAUUAGUGUGGACGGUCGAAAACGGUCGAAAAACGCAUCAAAGUGAAAACGAUGCCAAAAUAUCGCAGGUGCGUGUGUUUGUAGAUCCCUUUGUGGCAUGCGCAUGCAAUUCUAUCGUUUACGAACGUUUUAUUCGAAAACGCAUCACAACGGUAGUGUGGACGCGAAUCGAUCGAUGCGUUUUUGAUGGCAACGAAAGUGUCGACACGGCCUGAAACUGAUAAAGAACGAACAAAUGAAAAAAAAAAAUCUAAUUUCGUACUUUUACCAAAUGAACUCAAUAACUGUUUUCAAAAAUCGAUGAACUCCUUCUGUUUUUUAAAAUAAGAAGCGAAAAGACUACUUAUUUCCCGCGAGAGGUCCGUUAGUCAAAUACCCUUCGAACAAGGGGGCGGGCCAAAGAUAACUGGCUCUGUGAAGAGCAAUUUCGUGCGACUUUGGCUGCUUUAGUUUUAAAAAAGAAGUUUUAGCGGCUGAUGCAGCAGCGAUUUUAGGCGCAAGUUCUGUUGGCAAUUUUGUUGCAAUUUUUGUAAUCUUUAUAAUGCAACAAUUUCCGGCGGCUUGUAUAAUGAACGCACUGAUCGUCUUGGCUCUGUCUUAGUUAGCUCUCGCGCAAAGAGCCUCGCCGCUGGAUUACACGCGCAAAAAUUCGCUUCUGGAAACGGAUUAAUCAGGCCUGUACAAUGCACCGCUGCCGUAACAAUCACAAUAGUUCUUGCAUCUUUUCAGCUACAUUUACAUCUUCUUUAUUCUAUUCUAUGAAUGCAACUAAAAAGUUUUGGCAAACAUUUUUCGUUAUUUGACGCAAAAAAGUGCGGGGAGGAGGGCAAGUUCCCCCAGCACCUGCCCCUGUUAAGGAUAACAUUUUUGGAACCGUUAGGAAGAAGGAAUAUCUGUUCUGAGAGUUACAGUGAUAAGGGAUAAUAAGAUCCCCCAAAAAGGGCCUCUUUUAAUCUCUAGGAAUUUUAUGUCUGAACUUUUCUCCAGUACUUUCUUUUCAGAUUGCGCAAAAGAUGAUAGAACAACAGUUGGGCGACGACUUGCGUCAAAAAAUUAAAGACAACGGAACAUACAACAACGUGUCUUAUUACGCUCGGUUCUACUCUGAUGAAGAUCAUGGCACCACACACCUGGCUGUUUUGGCCAAAAACGGUGACGCAGUUUCUGUGACAUCCAGCAUCAAUUACAGGUUUGUUCAGUGAUAGACAAAGGGGCCUAAGUCAACGUUUAUCCUGAACACCGCAUUUACUCGAGUUGACGUCGAAAAUAGUGAAGAAGUACGAAACGUUUUGCAUAUCCUGUAGGUAAAAAAAGUGAUAACAUCGCUGCCUUAAGGUAAAACAUCGGCAGUUUGCAAAUUUGAGAGGAAACUGCAGAUAUUGCAAUAAUUUCUUGAGAGCUCUAUGGCGGAAUACCUUCUUCGCUACAGGCUUGAUGAUUUAAAACCUCAUUACAAAAUUCAAUUUCUCCAAUCAGUAUUUUGAAUCGACUUUUUUGAUUCAAAAAGUCAAAUUACCGAUGACCCCACAUAAAUCCCUCUAAAAUAGGCCUGGAUCGUAAACUUUACUAUCCAAGCCAGUUUUAGAAGUAUUUGUGUGGAGUCAUCAGAGCAAAACCGUGCUUAUAUCUCCCCACCUAUUGUCACUAGCAGCCUGAUUUUUGGCAAGGGGGCUUUUUUCGUCUUUUUCUUUCUGGACAUGUGAACCAAUCCCAUAAUUUCAGAAAUUUGAAUUUUUGUGACGUCGCACUUUUCUUCUCUAUGCAAUUUAUCUGGGGCGGAUCCAGGAUUUGACGAAGGGGGGUUCGGAUAAACGCCCGCCGAAGGCGGUAGCCCCUAGGGGGGUCCGGGGGCAUGCUCCCCCGGAAAAUUUUUUAUUUUAGGGCCUCUGAAAUGCGAUUUCCAGCGUUUUCAGGGGCAAUUUGAAGUGGCUUAAUUGCUCUAAAGUCACCUCCAUUUUUGUACUAACUACAGUAGUUUAAAGGAUGGAUUUUCUUAACACUGACAAUAAUCAAGACGGAUAAACAUUUUAAAUUCAUUCAAAUUAAAAAUUCAUGAUUCCUCAAAAAUGGGAUCAGCCAGCAACAUUCUCCGGGGUUGCUGUUCUACAAAACUAUCGAUCCUACUGAGAUUUUACUUUCAUGGUGUAUUAGAGCACCUGACAACUAAUUUUCGUACAAAUUUUCGCUUCAAAAGGGUUCAUGGUUUUGUGAUAGAGUACGCUUGAAUUUCUAAGCUUUUGCGUGACGUGGCAUUUACAUGACGGCCGAGAGAGCUGUCAUGUAAGUUAAAAAGGUGACGUGUUUCGGGGAAUUUUGCUAUCUUAACAGUUCAUGUAUUAGAAAAAGUAUUACUUUAAUGUUUAUGAGUCCCUCGAGGAAAAUAUUUACGCUUUUGUACCAAAACUCGGUAACAGAUGUUUUUGUUGGUUUCCGUCCGCCAUGUUGGUUUUCAUCCAGAUGGGCACCAGCAUGGCGUCUCCAUACAAAUCUCUAUAAAUUUGGGUAAAACAUUUUUUCGGAUAUCUCGUAUACGGAAUAUUCUUCUGACCUGAAUCUUGGUGGGGGUCUUUGUGUAUUUACCUUCUUUUAUUUCCCAGAUUCCGGACUUUAUCUAUUGAACGGUCUUUAUUAUCAUUAUUAUUAUUAUUAUUAUUAUUAUUUUUGAUCAAUUUUGUAUGGCGUGGCACUGAAAACAUUAUGUAAUCAUGUUAAUGUCGCGGAUGAUGAACAUGAACAGGAAGCUUGAAAGUCACCAUACGAUGGCGCCAUUAGCUGCUCUUAUGGGUCCAUUUGCGAGCUAUCUGUAUGAGAUGUAUGAUGAGUGAAGUGAUAUAACAGGUUAACAGGUAGACCGCACAAUGCACGAGGCAAUCUCGCACUGAUGAUCUGGCGCGCCUACCAUUUGCACGAAAAUUUCGGUGGAAAAUUUCCGUCAAAUGGUACUGGUAUUUUUUUGGCACCGAAAACAGGAACGGGAUUGAGUUGUGCCAUUUACAAAAUACCUGUAAAGUUUUCCCUUUCUCUGGACAUGAAGCCUGGCACUAGUAAUCCAAACAAAUGGUACAGAAAACUUCGAUCGCCUCGAUAAAAACGGGAAAAAUGUAAUGCCUCGAAAGGUAUUACUUUUUUCCCCCGAAAGUUUCCACCGGGAUGAACCGUUCCAUUUGAAUUCUCCCUGGAAUUUCCGGAUUUUCCAUACAAAUGCAUGGUAAGCGUUCCUGGGCUACGUGCCUCAGUGGUCCAUUCGUAAUCGAUCGAAAAAGCCUGUUUUAUUUUCAAAAUGACCGGUCCGGCCAUUGUCUGGCUGGUCAGUUCUGACUUAAGACCGACACCUGUGGGACCAGAACUGAGCAUAUGUCCGUCUUAGAGACGUGUUUAUCCAAAAGAGCGUCAACUAAAGAGAGUAAUAAAACAGGGACCAACUCCAGGCGUCUGUUUUUAGUGAGGUGUCUGUCGUGAUAAGUAUGUUUCUUGAACAAGAAGCUGUGAUUUUAUCGUUUACAAGUAAUUUCUUUGCGAACACUGAGUUCCAUAGCAUUUAAGGAAGUGCAUUGGCACUAUUAACAAAAUGAAUCUAGAGUUGGUCCCUGCCUUUUCUUACUCCUUUUAGUGGACUCUCUACAAGAUGGACAUCUCUCAAAAAGGGCAGACUCCUACGGAGAGCGGGUCCCAAAGGUGUCCCUCUAAGAGAGACUAUAUAAUGACAAUUUCUAUGUAGUUUGUACACCAGGAGAGUAUUGUUGUGAGAAAAGUGUUCACGAACCUGAUGUGUAUCUUGAUAGAUUUGGAUGCAAGUUUCGAUCCAACUUCACGGGAAUUAUAUACAAUAAUCAUAUGGCAGAUUUCGAUACUCCUAACGAUACAAAGAACAAGAGUGAUGGUGUUUAUCCAUCUGAGGUUAAUUUUCCCGAGCCUGGCAAGCGGCCAUUCUCGUCCUUGCCCCCCGCAAUUCUAAAAGACAAUAACAGUGACGUACAGCUUGUAAUUGGUGCCUCUGGCGGGAAAAAGAUCACCGCGGCUGUAUCACUGGUAUGAAAAAAAAGAAUUACUAUAAAUGUUUGACGAGCCUGAAUAAACCCUCGGGGUUACUUCCUUAUAAGAGGCUACUGAGGAUGUGCCGCUGGAUGGGGUCGCUUUUUCACGACUGGAUUGACUAUAAUGGGGUUGCAUUUUCAAUGGAGUUACUAGAAUGGGGUCGCACAUUUUCGGAUUUUUGGGGUAAGAAAGUUCAGUCUUCAUAUUUACGGCUAGUAAACGUACCAGAAUGUUUGUACUGUAGGCGAAAAGUAAAGUGUUCUUCAUUCACUUUAAAAAAAUUGGUCAGUUUAUUUUAGGAUGACCUAUUUAAAGUAUUGAUAAGGUAGAAACAUAAAUAGAAAGUGAAGUUGGGAUAGCAAAAAUUACACAUUUAGCAGUUUUGACCAACAGUGACUAAGAUGGGGUCUAUUAUUGCCCGCUGAAUAGACUAUAACGGGGUAGGGGUUCUCAGAGGCCAGCGGCACUUACCCAGCAAACAUUAAUCCAAGUUCCCCCCCAUGAAAUAAACAUGUCGCUCUAUGCAAGAUACAGUAAAAACCCGAGAGCAAGAACCUGAAAAUUAAGAACCUGUUAGCCUAAAAUUUGCCAUUUAUACCCCCUACAAACAAGAAACUAUUUAUCCUAAUGAAAAACAGGUUCUUAUUGUUUGAAAUCAUAUUAGUGAAAUGAAGCUGCAAAGCUGUGUAAGAAUCCUGUUUGGAGAAUUAGGAGCUUGGCAUUGCUGUGCAAAUAAAAGUGAUAAAUUAUUGAUAUAUUAAAAAAUAAAGUGCAGGAGGUUAAUAUCAUGUAUGGCAUUUUGAAAUUGAAAAAUAGGCUGAUUACCAUCUUUUUUUGUAGCUUGUUUAUUAUUAUUAUUAUUAUUUUUUUACAGAAAUAAGAACCUAUUUAACCUAAACAGCCUAAAAUUUUGUUAACUACCAUUUAAAUAAGAACCUGUGUAAGGCUAACUCCAGAAAAUGUGAAUUCUUACUCGCUGGUUUUUACUGUAACGAAACACAGUCUUGGAUUCUGGAGUCGACGCUUUACUGAUUCUGGAUUCCAGGUACUGGAUUCUGGAUUCCUUGUAAGUGGAACGUGGAUUCUCUGUUACCUAAGCUGAAUAACAGAUCCCAAAGCCCAGGAUUGAUGAUUCCAGAAGCAAAAAUAUCCCGGAUUUUGAAAUUGUGAUUGCCCUGCACGGGGCGAAACGUACGGGAGAUUCUCGCCCAGUAAAGGCGUAUUUUUCUGGCGUGUGCACUCUCACAGUGUCUCAGUGCCUUUUCUUCAGGCCGCAAUCUUUGAUUAUGAAAACAGAGAAUAAUUGGAACGGGAUGAAAUAUAGUAGUCAGGCAUGCGUUGUGGUCUGUCAAGCGAGACCGACAGUAAAUAUAAGCUGAGGGAGUAUGCAAUAUAUAUCAGGAGCGGGGCUGAGAAUUGAGCUUCAAAGGGGAAAUUAUUAUGUCAUGACCCCCCCCACCCCCUCCUACCGUUCGCAAAAGCGGAAUUAGUUCAGUUCCCCUCUUGAUCUCUUGAUAAUUUUUUUCUACCCCUCCUCCCCCCACAACAAAUAUAAUGUAACUGUAGACGUUGAAAAGCUUGAAAACCGUCUUCGCUGUUUGUUGUCCGACAACCUUGCUUGUGCUGGAAGGUCUCUCCCGAGAAGAGUACAAGCCAGCUUGGAUAAGCUUCAUGCGAUCACAGAAAACAUAACUAAACAUGAUGACAGCAUAUUUACGGAGGGUGGCAAACCUAAGAUAGGCCUAAAUUGCCUUCACAAUUUCAACAAUGAGAAACGACAUUAUAUCAAGUCUGGCGUUGAAAAGGAUGUGUUAUGUCUUGUUGAGGACUUGGACAAAGUGAUGGCUAAAUAUAACGCGAAUAUGAAAUUGGCGCCAGGGCCACAACAUCUGAAGCAAGGAAAAGGAAAAAGCAGAGAAAAAAAGGGAAAAAGAGGAAGCUCGCAGCUUGUGAAAAUAGAAGAAAAAGAGCAUGCCGCGUUUUCUGUUCCCUGGGAGGAGCCCCCCUUGCUAAUGGUAUUGGUAUUCUGCAAUGCUUGAUGCUUGCUGAAUCUUUCCAACCCGAAAACGUCCCAUUCUUUCCUCAACGCAUCUUCCGCCAUAUUUGCGGCGUUUGCGCGAGAUCCACAGAAAAACUCGCACGUGACGUCUUCGAAUAUGCAAGGUGAAUUGUGAUUGGUCACUAACAGCUGACGUCACGGAAAUUUUUUCUCGGCGGGUGAAAUUAGAAACUAAAGCCAAAAAAACAGAUGCUCUCACAGGCUACUCUAAAGCAGGGUAGCGAAAUAAACUAUUUUGUUUCAAACAGGGUCAGGGCUUGAAGGCAGUAGACCUCUACCAAAACUUUCCUUGAGUGCCCUCUUUCCUAAGAGCGCUCGGACACGAUGUAGUGGUGGCAAGUGACACUGCUUUCGCUGUGGUAAAAGCUGUGUACCGAAAACCUGGAGAAGGCAUUUAUGCAAAGUCUGACCCAAGAAAAUUUGGAGCUCCGUCGGGAGGCUAA
Molecule: messenger RNA, 10694 nt
Organism: Porites lobata
Lineage: Eukaryota; Metazoa; Cnidaria; Anthozoa; Scleractinia; Poritidae
Source: the annotation of a GenBank genome assembly